Messenger RNA from Coccidioides immitis RS, 420 nucleotides. RefSeq lists its product as uncharacterized. NCBI's taxonomy places the organism in Eukaryota, Fungi, Ascomycota, Eurotiomycetes, Onygenales, Onygenaceae. The record is from RefSeq and is a predicted model, not a curated record. The coding region runs from base 1 to 420 and encodes 139 amino acids. The transcript has 5 exons.
AUGGAGUACUUCACGCGGGCAGCCACAAAGUCUUUCGACUUGAGUCCAAUUCACGCAAAAGCGGGGACUUUCACUGGCUUAGUCCCAAUUGAAGCUGCUGGCGAUGAAAUGGUGUAUAUUGCCUUGAGAGCACCUAUCUCAUCAACUUCUCUGAUGGUUACGGGACCGGGGUUCAUCGUGCGUCUAAAUGUGUCUGCUAAGCUGGCUGAUUACCCUGAAAGCAAAAAGGAUAGUCUGUCCAAGCAAAAUAAUAGAUCGAGAACAGCUUUGAGAAGAGCAUUUGGGACCUGUGAAUUUAACGUACAUGAAAGUUUCGGUAAUCACUCGCAAUAUGAGCAUACAAAAAACAAACCACCAGCGCCAUUCAAGCCCAAAGGUAGAGAUAAUGUUGGAGAGAUGUGGUGGGAGGCAGAGAAGUGA